CCAACUCUCGCUUCCCAUUUCUACUACUACACCUCGAUUUCUCAGUCAGCUCUCUCUACCUUUCCUCUCCUCCUUCCAUUUUCCGGGAAAAUCGUUUUUCUUUUUUUCCCGAGAAAAUUAUAAAACCACGUCUUUUCCAUUUUCUCACUAAUCAAACAUGUUUUCGGUUCGCUCAAUCCUCGCUCUCCAGCUAAGACGCUCAAUCCUCCUACUGCAUUCUUCUUCUUCUUCGUAUUCUACUUCUUCCGCUGCUGCGGUGCAAGCCGAGCGAGCAAUAAGCGAAGGUCCGAGAAACGAUUGGACACGAGACGAGAUCAAAUCCGUCUACGACUCUCCGGUUCUCGAUCUCCUUUUCCACGGAGCUCAAGUUCAUAGACAUGCACAUAACUUUAGGGAAGUGCAGCAAUGUACUCUGCUCUCAAUCAAGACGGGUGGGUGUAGUGAGGAUUGUUCGUAUUGUCCUCAAUCCUCUGCAUAUGACACAGGACUAAAGGCCCAAAAGCUUAUGACCAAGGAGGCUGUUCUGCAGGCUGCAACAAAAGGCAAAGGAGGCUGGUAGCACACGUUUUUGCAUGGGUGCUGCGUGGAGAGACACUGUAGGAAGAAAAACCAAUUUCAACCAGAUCUUUGAAUAUGUAAAAGAAAUAAGCACUUAGAAAAUAGAAGCUUUUUGU
Molecule: messenger RNA, 674 nt
Organism: Quercus robur (English oak)
Lineage: Eukaryota; Viridiplantae; Streptophyta; Magnoliopsida; Fagales; Fagaceae
Product: biotin synthase, mitochondrial-like
Exons: 3
Coding region: 158-559 (133 amino acids)
Biological process (GO): biotin biosynthetic process
Cellular component (GO): mitochondrion
Molecular function (GO): 2 iron, 2 sulfur cluster binding; biotin synthase activity
Source: RefSeq, a predicted model, not a curated record